Acipenser ruthenus (sterlet) is the source of this 3054-nucleotide messenger RNA. Its product is annotated as 1-phosphatidylinositol 4,5-bisphosphate phosphodiesterase delta-4. The coding region runs from base 210 to 2471 and encodes 753 amino acids. NCBI's taxonomy places the organism in Eukaryota, Metazoa, Chordata, Actinopteri, Acipenseriformes, Acipenseridae. Gene Ontology annotation, biological process: intracellular signal transduction; lipid metabolic process. The transcript has 16 exons. Gene Ontology annotation, molecular function: calcium ion binding; phosphatidylinositol-4,5-bisphosphate phospholipase C activity. The record is from RefSeq and is a predicted model, not a curated record.
GAGAGAGCGAGGUGAGCCCUGCCCUGUCAGUUGUGUUGAGUCAGAUCACUGUUCUCUGCAGUUCAUUUCCCCUGAUCAUGCAGAGCAGCAUGAUGACUGCUAUUGAGGGCCAGGGAAAGGUGCCCUCCACCUGCGAUGUGGCUGCGUUAUAGAGAACAAGCAACUGACCCACCCAGAGGGAGGCUCUUCUUCAGGCUGAUGUCAGCAGCAUGACAAGUAAAGGAAUGGCUUCAUCCAGCAACCUGCGUAUCCAGGGGGAUGAGAACUUGCAGUCCAUGUUGCUGGGGACAGUAAUGAGGAAGAUUAAAUCACGCACCUGGAAGAAGCAGCGCUAUUUCAAACUGCAAGAGGACUGUAUGACCAUCUGGUACAAGUCAAAAAAGACAGGCAACAGCCACUCCACCUUCUCAGUGGGUGAUGUGGAGGCAGUGCGGGAAGGUCACCAGUCAGAGGUGCUGCAGAGCAUUGCUGAGGAGUUUCCUCCUGACCGCUGCUUCACUCUCGUCUUCCGAGGUCGUCGCGGCAACCUGGAUCUGGUGGCUGACUCUCCGGAGGAGGCCAAGACGUGGAUUCAGGGGAUGCGCAAGCUAAUUGAGAACCUGGAGAACAUGGGCCAGCGUGAGAAACUCGACCAGUGGAUCUGUGACUGGUUUAAGAAAGCAGAUAAGAACAAUGACGGACGCAUGAACUUUAAAGAGGUGCGGGACCUGCUGAAGAUGAUGAAUGUGGAUAUGAAUGAGCACCAUGCCCUACACCUCUUUCAGAUGGCUGACAAGUCUCAGUCGGGCACGUUGGAGGAUGACGAGUUUGUGCUGUUCUACAAGAUGCUGACGCAACGGGAGGACGUGCUGCGGCUCUUCCAGGAGUUCUCCGGGGAUGGGCAGAAGCUGAGCUUGCUGGAGCUGGUGGAGUUUGUGCGGGAAGAGCAACUGCAGUGCGAGCAGAGCCGGCAGCACGCAUUGCUGCUCAUUGACCGAUACGAGCCCUCAGACACCGCCAAGAAGCUCCAUGCCAUGACUAUCGAUGGGUUCCUAAUGUACCUCAGCUCUCCUGAAGGCUCCAUCUUCAACCCGCGGCACCAGGGUCUCUAUCAGGACAUGAGGCAGCCGCUCAGCCACUACGUCAUCUCCUCCUCCCACAACACCUACCUGAUUGAGGACCAGCUUCGGGGCCAAAGCAGCGUCGAGGGCUACAUUAGGGCUCUGAAGCGUGGCUGUCGCUGUGUUGAGGUGGAUUGCUGGGAUGGCCCCAGUGGAGAGCCCAUUGUGUAUCACGGACACACACUUACCAGCAAAAUUUUCUUCAAGGACGUCAUCCUGGUUCUUAGCAACUAUGCCUUCAAGGUAUCAGAGUACCCUGUCAUCCUGUCCAUUGAGAACCACUGCAGUGUGGAACAGCAGAGAGUGAUGGCACAUCACCUGAACAGCAUUCUGGGAGACAUGCUGCUGAAAACCACUGUGGAUGGGAAAAUUCCGAGCAGGCUGCCUUCCCCUGAGGAGCUGAAGGGCAAGGUCUUGGUGAAGGGGAAAAAGAUAGGCAGCCUGGAGGAGUGUGUGAACGGACCGGGGGAGGAGCACGUCGGGGAGGUGAGCGAUGAGGAUGAGGCUGCCGACAUCGAUGAUGACAGCACACGCAGGAAAGCCAAGAAGCCAAGUCAGCAGCUAUCCAAAGAGCUUUCUGACUGUGUGGUUUAUUGUAAGAGUGUGCACUUCAGCAGCUUCAAGCACGCUCGCACACACUCCAAGCUCUAUGAGAUCUCCUCCUUCACAGAGUCCAAGGCACGCAAGCAUAUAAAGGAGUCAGGAGCCGAGUUUGUGCAACAUAACACCAGGCAGCUGACCCGUGUGUACCCCAGCGGCAUGCGGACAGACUCCUCCAACUAUAAUCCCCAGGAUAUGUGGAACGUGGGCUGCCAAAUAGUUGCUCUGAACUUCCAGACAGCAGGUAUGGAGAUGGACCUCAAUGAUGGCCUCUUCAGCCAGAAUUGCCGCUGUGGAUACGUCCUGAAGCCCAAAUUCCUGAGGGGCUGGGAGAGGUUUGACCCGGAGAACCCCCGUGGCUUGGAAGGGUACAUGCCCCUUCGCCUCUCCAUACAGAUAAUCAGCGGACAGCAGCUCCCCAAAGUGAACAUUAAGGAGGGCUCCAUCAUCGACCCACUAGUGAGAGUGGAGAUCCAUGGAGUACCAAUGGACCAGGCCAAACAGGAGACGAAAUACAUUGACAACAACGGAUUUAACCCUGUGUGGUAUGAGACCCUUCAGUUUACUGUCCAUGUCCCUGAGCUGGCUCUAGUGCGCUUUGUCGUGGAGGAUUAUGAUAAGACCUCGAAGAAUGACUUUGUGGGGCAGUACACUCUUCCUUUCAUGAGCAUUCAGCAAGGAUAUCGCCACAUCCAUCUGCUUUCAAGGGACGGGACCAGUAUAUCUCCUGCCUCGCUCUUUGUGCACAUAAGGAUCACUGACCUUGCAUAAUGUGGACAAGCCCCUCUACACCCGUCAGGAAUGAACCCCUAACAGCAUGAGAACCUUCCCCAGCAUGACAGUGUGAACGAGUGGCCACUGCACUAAUAUAUGAGUUGGGGCUCAAAGAUUUCCUGAAAACAUUAAAAGGCAUGCUGUAUUAUCACCACCAAAAACAACAGCCCAGAAGCAUUGCUUUUAUCUUAUUCCUUGCAACACACUGUAGUGUUUCUCUUACCACGGUUAACGCUGCUGGAAUACCUCACAGACAUUUGGGGGAAUUUGGAUUUGAAAUCCAAUUGUUUGACCGCAUUUGAAUCUGCAGACAUAACUUGUCACCAAAAACUGCAUGCAUAUGAAAUAUUACUGUUAAAAAUAAUUAAGCAAAAUGUAAAUGCAUAUUCCAUAUAUAUGAAUAACACAGACAAGGAUUGUAUUUGACAUAAAAGGGCUGACUAUCUCUGGUAACUACUUUUGUGUUGCAGUAAUCAAUUAGUAGCUUUUUAACCCAAGACACUGUGAACAUUAACUUUGUGGCCUAUAUUUUGUUAAGAAGUUACUCAAUGGUUGUUUGCAUAUAGCUUAAACAUAGAGA